Molecule: messenger RNA, 4499 nt
Organism: Acanthaster planci (crown-of-thorns starfish)
Lineage: Eukaryota; Metazoa; Echinodermata; Asteroidea; Valvatida; Acanthasteridae
Product: neuronal acetylcholine receptor subunit beta-4-like
Biological process (GO): monoatomic ion transmembrane transport
Cellular component (GO): membrane
Molecular function (GO): transmembrane signaling receptor activity; extracellular ligand-gated monoatomic ion channel activity
Source: RefSeq, a predicted model, not a curated record
GUACGAAGGAGGGAAGAAUAAGACACAAGUGGUUGUCAAUUUCUAUCCCUUCUUUACCAGAUGGUCACUCUACAAGACUAUAGCUGCACGUUUGUCGGAAACGAAGAGAUCAGAGAAGAGCGCACGCGUAGCAUGGGAUGAUUUGAUCAACUCAUGACAGGUGGCGCGGAAAAAUACGAGUCAGCGACCGUAGAGAUGUUCAAGCCGUUUUCUUGCCUAUUUUCUCUUAACUAUACUAUUUCGAUAACCUUUUAAUAUGGUGAUACAGAUGACGUCAGAACAGCUACUACCUGGUUUGCCUUCCUACGCUUCAAAAACUCGUGAAUGCCCCGAGUCUUUGCACAAUUAUGUUUGGAGCCGGACGACUAAAGACAAAAUUGCCGUCGGCCUGAUGUGGUGAGUGCACGCACGUGCGAAUUCUUCGGCAAUCUUACCAGCCCUUACCAGCCCUUCAUGAAUUCCAUCUCGGUGUUUUGACAAGCUCUCGCAGAACAGAGCAAUUUACCGACUUAAUGCUAAAAGCCGACUGCUACAGAUUUCCAGUGUGAAUAUUUUGGAUCACAGACCAAACUGACAAGGAAAGACUCCACACUUUACGGAACUGAACUUAGUCGAGUACCCUCCUGCCAGAAUCACAUUAAAAGUUGUUACCAAGAAUUUCUGUUUCUUAAACUCGAAGUAACCGUGUAUGCAAACUUCUGCUGACGGGUCAAAAUGUGUCGAUGGACGGUAUGCCUCACCUUGCUAGCACUGCUAGAAUGUAUCCACCCAGGUUGUCCGCAUCCAAGGAACUGUCCUGGAUCAGCUCCAGAUGAAGAUGCAUACGCCAUGCUGCUUAAGACCUUGCUGAAUGAUUCAACCUAUCCCGAGCAUACCAGACCCACUAAGGACCGAACUAAACCUACGAAGGUGCAGUUUGGAAUGGAGCUGAAUGCCAUCAUUGAUCUGAAUGAGCCGAAACAACUCUUGAAGACUCAAAUCACUCUUAUUUUAAAUUGGAUUGAUGAAUAUCUAAUCUGGAAGGAAAGCGAUUAUGGGAUCCCGGAAAUAAGAAUACCGUCUUCAAAGGUGUGGCUUCCUGACGUCACACUACGUAACAGUGCGGACAGCGUCAACUUCAUGUUAGAGGAUCGUUUAGUUCGAGUUAAGCCUAACGGAGAGACAGAAUGGCGAGCCUUCAUUGUCAUCACCAGCUUCUGUAAGAUCAACUUCGCUUUCUUCCCUUACGAUGAGCAAAGCUGUCAGCUCAAAUUCCGCGCCUGGACCUACCCGAAGGAACAAGUAGUCUUCGAGCCGGGGAAGGAAUUUCAUGCCAACGACACGGAAGAACACGGUGAGUGGAAGAUCAUGGAAAUGAAAGGCUCUGUGGAGGAAUUCUCUGAGGAUCACGGCAAUUUUAGCGAUUUCAUCGUUAGCAUCGCAUUAAUCAGACGACCCCAGUUCUAUGUAAUGAACAUCAUCGUGCCGUGCUUGAUCAUUUAUUGCCUGACCCUAUUCAGCUUUUGCCUGCCCUGUGACUCUGGCGAGAAGAUCGGUCUUGGUAUCACAAUUCUCUUAUCUCUGACUGUGUUUAUGCUCAUCUCAGCCGAUAUGAUGCCGCCCACAUCAGACAAUUUUCCUCUUAUUGGUCAGUUCUACACAGCUACAAUGGUGUUAGUAGCUGCCUCGGUGGGCAUGUCAGUCAUGGUACUUAACUUCAACCACCGACCGCCAGGGGCUCGUCGGGCGCCGAAAUGGAUGCGUCACCUACUCCUCCAAUCUCGAUGUUCACGGCUCGUAUCUCUAAAUGGAGUACAGUCCUUCGAUAACUUAAUACGUGAUGCGAUCAGCCAAAGAGCCAGGGGACAGCCAGGAGAGGUGACCUACACGCUGUCUCCCUCCGCUAAAACAACCAAGUCCAGCUGUCUCUCUGAAGAUUACUCCGCUAGCGACCCCCUCCCCGAGAUAGGCGCUAGCAUGUUGCGCUACCCGUCCAGUCCUAAGCUCGGCCGGCCGGUAGGCUGCGAUCGCCCCAAAGAAGCUGAAACCUGUGUGAGCGACAAAAACAAGAACAAGCAGACCACACUAGACAUUGUGUCCCCGGUAGGGGCGCCGAGGCAAGAUAGCGAGGCCCGUGACACGUCGCCUCUCGAGCGGCUGCUCACCAACAUCUCGGGAGAUCUGAGAAAGUUGGUGGAACACAAGGAGGAAGAAAAAGAAGAUGAGGCUAUCGUUGAUGAGUGGAAGUUGCUGGCUAAGGCGGUGGACAGAAUCUUCCUCUUCACAUUUGUGGGAUCGUCUAUAAUUCUUUCCGUCGUCUUGGGUUCAGAAAUGAUGAGGAGAAAAGAACUAACCGCAGAGUAGCAUUGGAGGAGAAAAUAAGAUUUCCAUCGCAAUUGUCCAACCUUAAAAUCUGUGCAGGCAUCUUUCACUUUGCUUUUGCUUGCUUAUAUCAUAAUCUUUAUUUUAAAAAAAUCCUCCUGACAGUUUAUAAAUAACGAAUCUGUUUUCAUUCUCCAAGCAAACUGCCAGUGAUUCCCUUACAACUCUGUUGUCCACAUUUGAGACAUAUUUUAGUCUGAAUAAAAAAGUGAUUCUUAUCCAUAUAUGGAUAAAUGCAAUAAGUUUUUCUUCAAAAACCUGUGGCUGAUGUAUGAAGGAUAAAUAAAAACUAAGAUAGUUACUCAAAAUUACAAAUUCUAUUCUAUGUGCAUGUACUAUGUAACACAAUAUAUCUGUAUAAGUUCUGAUCAAUAUUUCAUCCAAAAUAGUGCCAGUGAUAGUUUACAAGUGGGUUUGGUCACGUGAUUAAACUAUCAAUUACAUCAUGCCAAUCCUACUGUUUCUAUUUUGGCUAAACAAGUACAGAGAAAAAUGAAAGGAAAGAUUUUUCUGUGGGUCUCUUGGUUCUUUUGUUGAAUAUGCCAAAAUAUUUCGUGCUGUUACUGGGCUUUCAACGCUGUUGCAGUUAUGAAUUCAUUGGAGAAUGCUAGAAUGUUUGGAACAAAAAGGUUUUUGUAGGAUCAAGUGUGAAAAAGUGCAUACAAUUUUGAAUGUAAUUUGGCACGAAGUUGGACAGAUUUUCGAAAAACGAUGCCCUGUUUUACAAUGUUGAAACAUUUCUUGAAUGGAAAUGUUUAAAAAAGAAGAACAGGCAAAUGAGUAAACGAUCUGUAUUGAAAUGUCAUGACAAUCAUACUACUUGAGGUUAACUUUUGAAAAUCCUGCUUAUAUAGUUACAUCGUGAAUAUACAUUUAAUGUAUUCAUAGAACUCUUUAGGAGUUGGUUUAAAGUAGUUCUAUAUAUACCUUGCAUUUGUAGCAGUCAAAGAAAAUACUAUGGGAAAUAGCUUUAUAAUAAUCAUUUACAAACUGUGCAAUACAUUAUAAUAUCAACUUGGUACUGUGAUCAUAGUGAGAAAAAUAUAGCUUGAUUUUAUCCACAUUGAAGCCUUCCUGUCUUGUAUUUGACAUAACGCUGGUUCACAAGAAGCCGUCGGCGUUUGUGAUUAGUACAUGUAUAUUAUGCACGUAUUUUUCUCUUGUGUAUAAAAUCUAUACUUUGUUGUUGGAAAAGUACCUUUCGUAGCAUUUUACGACACAGCUUGACUUGGACAAAGGAUCUGACGCAUCGCGUGUGUUCAAUGGCUCUGGACAAAAGAAUGGAACAGCGCCCUCUCUCUUGUACUAAAUUUGUCUUUAUUACGAACGGGCACGACGGUAUCCGUGUUGUCAUUGACCGGCUCACCAAGUGUCUGAGAACCGAGGACAAGGGACCCUCUCAAAUCCCUCUUUUUUCUUUCAACAUUUAGACAAAUAUAAUUUUAACCUCAGAUUCUGAGUGUUGUUCUCUUGAAACUGUCCAUGCAGUUCUCAAAUUGACUAACAAGCCUUGGAUUUGGGGUUUUCGUUUUACUUUUCUUUAUUGGGAUGUUUGUUUGUCGGGGUGUUUGUUGGGGUGUUUCUUUGUUUGUUUUGCCAAGGCUCUCCUGAAAAGAGGGCAUUGUAAAGGUGGCCGUUCCAAAUUCCGCAGAAAUUCACUUACUUUGGUGAGAGAGGGCUAGGAGUGUCUUGUAGCAUUCAUUUUAGACACUCUAUUCAUAUUCAGACAAUGAGACCAGUAAAGCACGUGGACUUUAACCUCUGGUGGUUAACCAAAAUGGUCAACUGCAGCCCACGCGUCUGCUAACUUACAUUAUUACACAAACUCUGGUUUGGUAUAAACAAUAGAAACAUUUUAGACACAGAGGAAAAUUUGCUACAUGUAGGCCUAGUGGUAUUUAAACUUUAAAAGCUUCUGAAAUCGAGGUGUGAUGUACUAAUGAGACAAGAUAACAAUGUGUUAUGGAAUUUAUCGUUGUAUCACCUGUUGGUUUCUUGUAGUUCUUUUCUACAUCCGUGAAGUUAAUUAUGGAGUUGUGUAUAAUUUCAACGUUUUAGUUCAAUUCAAUUAAGAGAUCGGGUUAUGGAAAACCUGUCGCUUUUAUUAAAGUAGAACUCUAGAGAAUAUGGAGAUGAUG